GAACAAACGAGAUCCCAGCAAGAUGCAUGCCCACGCGCGGCAACUGUUGCGGCGCAGCUUCCACGGCUACAACAGCUCGACCUUCGCGGGCGUCGUGCCCAUGGUACUCGAGCAGAAUGCGCGGGGAGAGCGCAUUUAUGACAUUUACUCGCGCCUCCUCAAGGAACGGAUCGUGUUCCUGAAUGGACCUGUAAACGACCACAUGGCAUCGUUGACGACGGCGCAGUUGCUCUUCCUCGAGAGCGAACAUCCUGAGAAGGAUAUCUACUUGUACAUCAAUAGCCCAGGAGGUUCAGUCACGGCUGGCCUCGCCAUCUAUGACACCAUGCAGUACAUUCAACCGCGCGUGCAAACAUUGUGUAUCGGUCAAGCAGCGUCGAUGGGUGCCCUGUUACUUGCCGGUGGCGCGCCUGGGUGUCGCGCGGCACUUCCAAACUCGCGCAUUAUGGUGCAUCAACCUUCCGGCGGCGCUCAAGGCAUGGCAAGCGACAUUGCGAUUCAAGCAGAAGAGAUUUUGCAGCUCCGACAUCGAUUGAAUCGACUCUUCGCCAAGCACACAAACAAAGAUUUGUCGGUGAUCGAAAACGCCAUGGAUCGCGACAAGUUCAUGGACGCGGAAGGUGCAAUCGCAUUUGGUCUCAUCGACGCUAUCUUAGCGCGCCGGCCCAAGGAACUUGAAGUGAAAGUUCCAUGAGCGAGCGCCACGGGAUCCAUCAGCCGUUGCUGCAUACUGUGAAAAUUAAUACCAAUAGAGGAACAAAAC
This is a messenger RNA of Aphanomyces invadans, 763 nucleotides long. Its product is annotated as ATP-dependent Clp protease proteolytic subunit. The transcript has 4 exons. The record is from RefSeq and is a predicted model, not a curated record. Gene Ontology annotation, biological process: protein quality control for misfolded or incompletely synthesized proteins. Bases 23 to 694 code for a protein of 223 amino acids. Gene Ontology annotation, molecular function: ATPase binding; ATP-dependent peptidase activity; serine-type endopeptidase activity. Gene Ontology annotation, cellular component: endopeptidase Clp complex. NCBI's taxonomy places the organism in Eukaryota, Oomycota, Saprolegniomycetes, Saprolegniales, Verrucalvaceae.